Messenger RNA from Loxodonta africana (African savanna elephant), 1899 nucleotides. It is a transcript of the gene LRRTM3, whose product is annotated as leucine rich repeat transmembrane neuronal 3. The transcript has 3 exons. The record is from RefSeq and is a predicted model, not a curated record. NCBI's taxonomy places the organism in Eukaryota, Metazoa, Chordata, Mammalia, Proboscidea, Elephantidae. Gene Ontology annotation, cellular component: extracellular matrix. The coding region runs from base 1 to 1899 and encodes 632 amino acids. Gene Ontology annotation, molecular function: protein binding.
AUGAUAGGCUUUAUCAAACAACGACAUGAACUAAAUCAGAAGAAUCCGGUACAUCAUGAGGACGAGUCCAUCGUUAAACCCAGAGGUGACAGUGAGUCGUUCAAGGCAUCUAAGCAGAAUAACAUGACCAUUUUUAUAGUAGUGUUUUGGGAAAUGGGUUUCAAUGUAAUUAGGCUACUGAGCGGAUCAGCUGUAGCACUGGUUAUAGCCCCCACUGUCUUACUGACAAUGCUUUCUUCUGCUGAACGAGGAUGCCCUAAGGGCUGUAGGUGUGAAGGCAAAAUGGUAUAUUGUGAAUCUCAGAAAUUACAGGAGAUACCCUCAAGUAUAUCUGCUGGUUGCUUAGGUUUGUCCCUUCGCUAUAACAGCCUACAGAAACUUAAGUAUAAUCAAUUUAAAGGGCUCAACCAGCUCACCUGGCUAUACCUUGACCAUAACCAUAUCACCAAUAUUGACGAGAAUGCUUUCAAUGGAAUACGCAGACUCAAAGAGUUGAUUCUGAGUUCCAACCGAAUCUCCUAUUUUCUUAACAAUACCUUCAGACCUGUGACAAAUUUAAGGAACUUGGACCUGUCCUAUAAUCAGCUGCAUUCUCUGGGAUCUGAACAGUUUCGGGGCUUGCGGAAACUGCUGAGUUUACACUUGCGGUCUAACUCCCUGAGAACCAUCCCUGUGCGAAUAUUCCAAGACUGCCGCAACCUGGAACUUUUGGACCUGGGAUAUAACCGGAUCCGAAGUUUAGCCAGGAAUGUCUUUGCUGGCAUGAUCAGACUCAAAGAACUUCACCUGGAGCACAAUCAGUUUUCCAAGCUCAACCUGGCCCUGUUUCCAAGGCUGGUGAGCCUACAGAACCUUUACUUGCAGUGGAAUAAGAUCAGUGUCAUAGGACAGACCAUGGCGUGGACCUGGAGCUCCUUACAGAGGCUUGAUUUAUCGGGCAAUGAGAUCGAAGCUUUCAGUGGACCCAGUGUUUUCCAGUGCGUCCCCAAUCUGCAGCGCCUCAACCUGGAUUCCAACAAGCUCACAUUUAUUGGUCAAGAGAUUUUGGAUUCUUGGAUAUCCCUCAAUGACAUCAGUCUGGCCGGGAAUAUAUGGGAAUGCAGCAGAAACAUUUGUUCCCUGGUAAACUGGCUGAAAAGUUUUAAAGGUUUGAGGGAGAAUACAAUUAUCUGUGCCAGUCCCAAAGAGCUGCAAGGAGUCAAUGUAAUUGAUGCAGUAAAGAACUACAGCAUCUGUGGCAAAAGCACCACGGAGAGGUUUGAUCUGGCCAGGGCGCUCCCAAAGCCCACAUUUAAGCCCAAGCUCCCCAGGCCGAAGCAUGAGAGCAAGCCCCCCUUGCCCCCCACGGUGGGAGCCACGGAGCCCGGGCCAGAGACCGAUGCUGACACGGAGCACAUCUCUUUCCAUAAAAUCAUCGCGGGCAGCGUGGCCCUUUUCCUGUCUGUGCUCGUCAUCCUGCUCGUUAUCUACGUGUCAUGGAAGCGGUACCCUGCGAGCAUGAAGCAGCUGCAGCAACGCUCCCUCAUGCGAAGGCACAGGAAAAAGAAAAGACAGUCCCUAAAGCAAAUGACUCCCAGCACCCAGGAAUUUUAUGUAGAUUACAAACCCACCAACACGGAGACCAGCGAGAUGCUGCUGAAUGGGACGGGACCCUGCACCUAUAGCAAAUCAGGCUCCAGGGAGUGUGAGAUACCUUUAUCAAUGAACGUGUCAACCUUUCUGGCAUACGACCAGCCCACAAUAAGUUACUGUGGGGUGCAUCAUGAACUUCUCUCUCAUAAGCCCUUUGAAACGAAUGCACAGGAAGAUACGAUGGAAACACACCUAGAGACUGAGCUGGACCUGAGCACAAUCACAACAGCUGGCCGAAUAAGUGACCAUAAACAGCAGCUGGCUUAA